AUGGACAUUACAGUCCACGGAAUCUGGGAGACCCAAGUUCAGUGUGGAGGAUACAUGUCAUUUCAGUGGCCAUCUUCACAGAAGCACCCAGUGAUCAACAUCAUGCAGGAAAACUAUGACAAUGUGAUCUCACUGGCGGAGGAGAUUGCGAUCAGCUGGCCCCGGAUAACUGCAUUUGCUGAGUCCCACAGAAGGAGAGGACUGGUGUCUGAUAUAGAGUCCGAACAGGGCCAGGUGGAACAGGCCCCGAUGCAGGACUCAGCUGUGGCAGCUGGCCCGAGCGACAGUGGGAUGAACACCGACCUCCGCCGGCAGCUGGGCCUCAUCCUGCAGACGGCUGGCAGGAGCCAGGUGGAGAAGAUGCUCCGAGAGCUGGUGAAGGAGCAGAGCCAGGAGGGGAAGCGCAAAGCCCGGAAGAAGAUGCCCAAGAGCCCCAAGGAUGAAGCUGUUGAGCAGAAUGAAGAGGAGUUGCCUCUGGAGGGGACGGUGGAGCCGCCAUCUUCUCCAUCCAGGAGAUCUAACAGCCCAGAUGAGGGGGAAGCCAGUGGCAGUCAAUGCCAGCAGGACCCGAGGGAGCGCCCAGUGCAGCGUGGGCUGGCAAGGGAGGGAAGGGCUGCCAGGAAGCGAAAGGAAAACUGUGCAGCCCUGGAGGGAGUGGAGAUGCCUGGCGUCUGUGUGGAGUGCGGGAAGAAGAACUUGGAGGGCAGUGGGCGAGGCCACAGCAUCCCCACACCAGAGCGGCCGCACCAGUGCCCUGAGUGUGGGCGCUGCUUCCGGCAGCGCUCCAUCCUCGCGAAGCACCAAAAGAUCCACACCGGGGAGAAGCCCUACCUGUGCACGGCUUGCGGCAAGUGCUUCAACCGCAGCUCCAACCUGGCGCAGCACCAGCGCGUGCACACGGGCGAGCGGCCCUUCCCCUGCGCCUCCUGCGGCAAGGCCUUCACCCAGAAGUCGGACCUGGAGCGGCACCGGCGGGUGCACACCGGCGAGCGCCCCUACGCCUGCUCCGACUGCAGCAAGCGCUUCUCGCGCUCUGCACUUUCCAAGCACCGGAAGACGCACUCGGGGGAGCGCCCGUACCCGUGCAGCGCCUGCGGCAAGCGGUUCAGCCGCAGCUCCAACCUGGCCCAGCACCAGCGCAUCCACACCGGCGAGCGCCCCUUUCCCUGCGCGGACUGCGGCAAGCGGUUCAUCCAGCGCUCCGACCUGGAGCGGCACCAGCGCGUGCACACCGGCGAGCGCCCCUACACGUGCGCGCAGUGCGGCCGGGGCUUCUCCGUGAGCUCCCACCUGGACCGGCACCAGCGGGUCCACCAAGCCCAGGCGGCGGCGGCGGCCGCCCACCGCUGCCCCGAGCACGUGAAGGGCUUCCUCUUCAGCACCGGCGGCAAGCAGGUCCUCAAGCACCAGCUGUACGGCGGCAAGGGGCGCCUCACGCGCAGCGGCCACUGCCUGGACUGCGGCAAGAGCCUGAGCAAGGUCCCCGCGCCGCCCGCCGCGCCGCCCGCGGAGAAGCCCUUCAAGUGCGCCGACUGCGGGAAGGCCUUCGCCCAGCGCUCCGCCCUGGCCAAGCACCAGCGCAUCCACACGGGGGAGAAGCCCUUCUCCUGCACGGACUGCGGCAAGGCCUUCAUCCAGAAGUCGGACCUGACCAUCCACCGGCGCAUGCACACCGGGGAGAAGCCCUACCGCUGCGAGGCCUGCGGCAAGUGCUUCAGCGUCAGCUCCAACCUGCUGACCCACCAGCGCACCCACCUGGGCGAGAAGCCCUACGCCUGCGGCGAGUGCGGCAAGGCCUUCAUCCAGCGCUCCGAGCUCACCAUCCACCAGCGCACCCACACCGGUGAGAAGCCCUACAAAUGCGGCAUCUGCGGCAAAUGCUUCAGCCGCAGCUCCCACCUCAACCGCCACCAGCGCACCCACGGCAAGGACAAGGCCUCGGCUGGCCCCGGGGCAGCGCCUGCCGCCGCGCCCGCCAAGCCUGCGACUCCGCUGCCCUCCUCGGCCUUCUCGGCCUCCUUCGCGUGCUCUGGAUACAAGCAGCAGAUGAACAGUGGCGAUAGAGCCCCCUAA
Varanus komodoensis (Komodo dragon) is the source of this 2073-nucleotide messenger RNA. RefSeq names its product zinc finger protein 2-like. Gene Ontology annotation, molecular function: DNA-binding transcription factor activity, RNA polymerase II-specific; RNA polymerase II cis-regulatory region sequence-specific DNA binding. Gene Ontology annotation, biological process: regulation of transcription by RNA polymerase II. The record is from RefSeq and is a predicted model, not a curated record. Bases 1 to 2073 code for a protein of 690 amino acids. The transcript is spliced from 7 exons. Lineage: Eukaryota; Metazoa; Chordata; Lepidosauria; Squamata; Varanidae.